Spirometra erinaceieuropaei is the source of this 927-nucleotide messenger RNA. Lineage: Eukaryota; Metazoa; Platyhelminthes; Cestoda; Diphyllobothriidea; Diphyllobothriidae. The record is from the annotation of a GenBank genome assembly.
AUGAGGGAUGAUGACGGCUUGGAGAUCUCGGACAGUACAAAUAAGGCUGAGCACUUUUCUCAAUUUUUUCGAUCCGUUUUCACAAGAGAAGCAGACUUUACCCCAUCUAAUUCUGAGAACAUGAGAGAUCCCACUAUCGAAAAUAUUGUGUUUCGAGAAGAAGCGAUUUUGGAAGAACUGAAAAGCUUGAAGGAAUGUAAAUCUCCCGGUCCGGACGAGAUCCCAGCAAAGCUGCUCUUUGAGCUUGCCCAACAGCUGGCCAAGCCACUAUCCUUUCUCUGCCAGAAAUCGUUUGAUGCUGGAAUUCUUCCCACAGACUGGAAGACGGCCCACAUUACACCCCUUUACAAAAGCGGUAGUCGUGCUCUGGCGACAAACUACAGACCCGUCAGUCUGACAUCAAUCUGCUGCAAAGUGAUGGAGAAAACCAUCAAAAAGGAGUUGAUGGCUUAUUUGGAAACCCACAACCUCUUGUCCAAUGCACAAUAUGGUUUCCGUAGGGGAAGAUCAUGUGUUACGAACUUGCUAUACACAAUGCAAAGUUGGACACGAGCACUGGACGCAAAACACACCGUGCAUGUUGCCUAUAUUGAUUUCCGGAAGGCGUUUGACAGUGUUCCGCACCAGAGUCUCCUACGCAAGUUGAGAAUUAUGGGCAUCGGUGGCAAACUUCUCAAAUGGAUCGAAAAUUUCCUUGUCGGCCGCUCCCAAAUUGUCUGCGUAGAACAACAGCAAUCAAGGUGCACAUUCAUAGAGAGUGGGGUCCCACAAGGCUCGGUGCUCGGACCAACCCUCUUUCUCUUGUUCAUCAAUGAUUGUGUAGAUGGGUUGGACUGUGAUUGUGCCAUGUUUGCGGACGACAUAAAAAUCUGGAAAGUCAUCCAGAAUGCUGCCGAUGAGACCAACUUCCAAGAAAAUCUUUGUUGA